This is a messenger RNA of Hibiscus syriacus, 750 nucleotides long. RefSeq lists its product as uncharacterized. The transcript has 3 exons. The record is from RefSeq and is a predicted model, not a curated record. NCBI's taxonomy places the organism in Eukaryota, Viridiplantae, Streptophyta, Magnoliopsida, Malvales, Malvaceae. The coding region runs from base 45 to 413 and encodes 122 amino acids.
UGGAGAAGCGAAGUGAAAGAGAGAGCAGAUCAAAUCAUCAAACGAUGGGCGCAUGUUACAAAGCACAGAUUACCCAUCUCCUUUCUUCACCCAAUCCGCACGCUAAAACCCUAAAACCUCCAUUGUUGAACCCUGCAACCUCCACUACCACCACCACCACCAGGCGCUUCCUCCUCUUUUCCCUUUCCAGCAGCUACAGUCUUGCCUGCCUUGGCGCCGGUAAAUUACUUCAGUCGGGUUUAAUGGACGCUUUGGCUUCGAGUUUUGAUCCGGUGAGCCAGGCUGAGAAAGACGCCAGCGCCGCCGUCAGUCGCAGAGUAUCUGAAGCGGUGGAAUUGUUGGAGAGAGGGAAGGAGUUGCAGGCUCAGGGUGACUUCCCCAAAGCCUCUUCUCUUCUUUACUUCGGUGGUUGAAAAUUAUAAAGAUUUUGCAUUCUCGGACUAUGCAAGAGUAGGGAGGGCAUUGGCCUUAUACGAGGUUGGGGACAGAGAUGAAGCCAUUGCAGAGAUGGAGGAUGUUUCAAUAUCCCUAAAGGGAUAUCCAGAAGUACAUGCAGCUCUUGCCGCGGCCUUGUACACCGACAAACACGCGCCGCUGCUCGCAGAAAAUCAAUUCGCGAUCGCGACUCUGCUCGAUCCUCACUUCACAGACCUAUCGUACGUGAUUGAAACCAAGCAUUGGCCUCCCAGCUUGGUUAGUUCUUUGCAACAUUUCAUCACACUUUCAUAGAGAAUUUGUCAUACAGAACAU